AUGAGGCCCAUUGAGUUCUGGACAGCAAACAGAGAGAACGUGCAGCCUCGAUCCAAGCGCAGAGUGCCCAGCGAGAGCGAGAUCCACGUGGAGAACUUCCAGAAGGAGCUCUACCACGUGCUGCCCGAGGAGCAGUCGAGUCUGACUGACGAGGAGAAGCUGGCACAGUUCCAGCUGGGGCAGCUGCAUUUCGGUCUUCGUUAUGAUCUGGAGUCUAAGGUUCUUGUGGUGAAAAUCAUCGAAGCCCGGGACUUGCCAUCCCCUGUCUGCAUGGACGAUACCAAACAGGACAUGGCUCAUUCCAACCCUUACUGUAAAGUCUCUUUGCUGCCCGACCAGAAAGCUUCCAAACAGACCACGGUCCAGAGAAAAACACAGGAACCGGUGUGGAACGAAUACUUCACUUUCGACAUCGACUACCAGGAGUGCCAGGAAAGAACCUUGGAAAUUCUGCUGAAGGACUUUGACAAGUUUUCCAGACACCGGCUGAUCGGGCGGGUCCUGCUGCAACUGUGCUCCGUCAACUCAGUCAAGGGGGGACACAUGUGGAAGCCAUUGUUGCCCGGGAGUAAGGAGUGUCGGGACCUGGGUGAGAUGCUGCUGUCUAUCAAUUAUCUUCCCUCCGCUGGAAGGCUUAACGUGGAUGUCAUCAAGGCUAAGGGCUUGCUUCAAACAGACCUUGUCGGUGGCUCGGAUCCUUUUGUGAGGGUAACUCUGGUGUUGUUAGAGAGGCCGGUGAAAACCAAGAAAACCUCAUGUAAACACAACACCAUAGAUCCAGUGUUUAAUGAGUCGGUCAGCUUCAACUUGACCCAUGAACAGGUACAGUGGCCAGAGUUUUAUCUUUAUCUCUACACUUAUUCCAAGGACGACUUUGUUGGCCGAGUUGUCAUUGGUUACCAUGGAACUGGAGCAGAGGAGUCCCAGCACUGGAGGCGCAUGCUGCAGUCCGAGAGAUCUCCAGUUGCCCAGUGGCACACGCUCAAGUCACGUGACGACUGUGACCAGGUUUCUGUAGCUUCCAUAGCUGUUCCCUGA
This is a messenger RNA of Candidula unifasciata, 1038 nucleotides long. NCBI's taxonomy places the organism in Eukaryota, Metazoa, Mollusca, Gastropoda, Stylommatophora, Geomitridae. The record is from the annotation of a GenBank genome assembly.